AUGGUCGAGCAGCAGCAGCAAAACCAACACCAGGAAAGUUCGAUUCAUCGGCACCACCAUCAACAGUCCGGCACAGUGGGAUUCGAAGCUGCCAGUUCCUCCGGAGUGUUUGGAGACGACUUGCAAGAGCUCACACUGGUUGUCUACGCGCGGUGUGGGCAUUUGGGGGAAUCGAGAAGGAUCUUUGAUGCAUUGCCGGCCAAGAACAUCGCGUCGUGGACGGCGCUCGCGAGCGCCUAUGCCGAGAGUGGGCAUCCGGGGGAGGCCAAGGCAGCGUUCAAUCGAAUGGCGGUGUGGGACGUAGUUUCCUCCACUGCGAUGAUCAAGGCGCUGGGCGAUUGCGGGCGGAUUGGAUCGAGCAAGGCGGUGUUUGAUGCGAUGCCCGAGAGGAACUGCAAGACGUGGGCGACGCUGCUGCGGGGAUUUGCUCUCGGCGGAGAGAUUGGGCGAGCGAGAGAGGUGCUGGAUUGGAUGCCCGAGACGAAUGUGGUAGCGUGGACGAUCCUCGUGCAGGGUUUCGUGCAGCGCGGGCGAGUGGGCGAUGCGAAGGCUGCGUUUGAUUCCAUGCCCGAGAAGAACAGCAUCACUCGCGCGGUGAUGCUCGUCAUGUUUGCGGAGAAUGGAUUCGUGGAGGAGGCGGAGGAUGUCUUUCCAGGAGAUUGUCCACCGAAACGCGAUCCUCUGGGGGGCGAUGCACUGCUGCUAUGCCCAAAAUGGGGAUUUGAUUCAAGCCAAGAGUUUAGAGGUCGUUUCAAAGAGGCGAUCCGGGCGUUUUCUUUGUGUUGCUGCUGGGAUUCCUAUUCAUGGAACACAAUUCUAGUGGUAUAUGCUCUAGAUGCAAAUAUUCUUGAUGCUAAGAAAGCGUUCGAUGAGAUGCCAACUUGGAACUUGGUCUCCUGGAACACGAUUCUUGCAGCAUAUGCCCAGAUCGGGCAUGCGUAUUCUGCGAUCCAGCUCUUUUGGGCGAUGUUUCUUCACGGCUUUGACGACGACAAGGCAGCGUUUGCCAUCGUUUUGACGGCGUGUAGCCAUCUGGGGCUCGUCAAGGAAGCAGUAAGCUACUUCACGGCAAUGAGCUUUGACAAUGGAUUGGAUCCUUCGCAAGACCACUACACCUGCAUUGUUGAUGCUCUCGGACGACUAGGGCGAUUGAAAGAGGCCGAGGAUGUCCAGCUGAUGGAGUUGCAUGUGCAACGUUUCUUAACGCGUGCAAAAACCACGGGGAGAUGA
Messenger RNA from Selaginella moellendorffii, 1230 nucleotides. Its product is annotated as pentatricopeptide repeat-containing protein At4g02750-like. The transcript is spliced from 3 exons. Gene Ontology annotation, biological process: RNA modification. The coding region runs from base 1 to 1230 and encodes 409 amino acids. NCBI's taxonomy places the organism in Eukaryota, Viridiplantae, Streptophyta, Lycopodiopsida, Selaginellales, Selaginellaceae. The record is from RefSeq and is a predicted model, not a curated record. Gene Ontology annotation, molecular function: protein binding; RNA binding.